AUGGUCCUAGGUAUAUAUCUGAACUCUCCAAACUCAGACCAGGAAUCGCCAAUGAUAAUCGAAGACGAGAUUGGCCUGUUGACCCUUUCCACGGCGCCAAAGACGAUAUGGAAGCGAUCACUCAAGAUCAGUGAACUCUCACCUGAAUUUGAAUUAUCCAUCCCGACGUUGCCUUAUCCCACCAAAGGAGAAUGCAGUCAAUCCAGCUUGGGUUUACUCAACGUACCCUGCCUCGAAUCAAUUUCAAUGUCUCGUAUAACUUCAGCAGAAGGUGAAGGGAAGGAAGAUCCAUUUGGAUAUUCAGACAUCCUGUCUUCGUUCCCUUCCACCCGACGUCCAUCCGUCAUUGGGAUAGAUAUAGAUCUGGAUAUGUGGCAAUGCCCACCUUCACCUAUGUUACGUCCUACGAGCUGUCUACGAGAUUCUAUCGACGAUUUGUAUCUCUCUACAUAUUCACGGACUCCAAUUGAUAUGGAUAUGGAAGAAGAUAAUGAUGAUGAUUAUACGUCAGAAUCAUUUUUUGGUCAUUCCCCAUGUUCCCACCUCCAUUCCGAUCGUAUACCUGUAUUCGAAUCACCAAUAUCAGAUGUAGGAUCAGAAUCAAGCUUGGAAGAAUUGAUCAUAACGCCUUUUUCAGAUAUCUUAAAUCUACCUCAUCACCGUCACUACAUCCAGGAAAGUCAUCCUUCACAAUCCGAAGAUGUAGAAGGGGAAGGAUAUCCUCAACCCAGGUUCGGAAGUGGUAGUUACCCUGCUAGUCCGGACUGUAUAGGUCUAGGUAUCAACUUUGGUUCUCCUUCACCUUCCACUACUCUUUCUGGUCCUGGUCCUCGACGGGAAACCCUCCUUGAAGAUGUAUCUAUGCCAAUGCCAGCUCCAGUAACGAUCAGGUGUAAAUCAAUCGAUUGGUCAACAUUCCGUAUAAACCUCCUUUCCAACUCUGAUGACACCUCACGAACGUCGAAUGUAGAAGAAGGAACUAUAGAUAUAUACAUGUCGGAUAGAUCAGGGGGACUACAAAGUUCUCCUAUAUCUUAUGACAGUCCUCUAUGUCGGAAUCAAUUGUGUAGCGUGUAG
Kwoniella mangroviensis CBS 8507 is the source of this 1077-nucleotide messenger RNA. RefSeq lists its product as uncharacterized. Bases 1 to 1077 code for a protein of 358 amino acids. The transcript has 2 exons. Lineage: Eukaryota; Fungi; Basidiomycota; Tremellomycetes; Tremellales; Cryptococcaceae. The record is from RefSeq and is a predicted model, not a curated record.